GAAGUGACAAUCCCUUGCAGAAACUGAUCCAGCAAGGCGCCAAGUACAUCGUUGUGGCAGACGUCUUCCCGACUGGCUGCAUACCGCCAAUUCUCAAAAUGCUCGCUAGCCCAAAUAAAAUGGAGUACGAUCGGCAUGGAUGCCUGAAGAGUGGGAACAGGCUGGGACGCUCCCAGAACUCUCUCCUCCGCCAACGGAUCAAGAUGCUUCGGCACAAGUAUCCACAUACGAAGAUCAUUGCCACCGAGUACUACAGACCCAUCCUAGCUUUUCUAGAUAUGCCAGGGCAUUUUGGACUGAACAACAGCACAACUCUCCUCACCUGUUGUGGUGCAGGAGGCCCUCCAUAUAACUACGACUUCAACACAGGGUGCGGCCUCCCGGGUGUGAAGGCGUGCACAGAUCCAUCUCAGGCGCUUCAGUGGGAUGGUUUCCACCUAACAGAGUCUGCCUAUAGGGCCAUCGCCGAUGGGUGGCUCCAUGGCCCCUAUGCGGAUCCAACGAUAAUGGACAUUGCACGCUAAUACGCUCAUAGUUUGUUUCCUACUAGCCUAAAGUGCUAUCUGUACUAGAGUUGAUAAUUCAUAUCCACAUGUGUGUGCAAAUUUCUUUCCCUAUAUGUACUCCCUCCA
Messenger RNA from Triticum aestivum (bread wheat), 632 nucleotides. Its product is annotated as GDSL esterase/lipase At1g28600-like. NCBI's taxonomy places the organism in Eukaryota, Viridiplantae, Streptophyta, Magnoliopsida, Poales, Poaceae. The annotation marks the transcript as partial. The record is from RefSeq and is a predicted model, not a curated record. The transcript has 2 exons. Gene Ontology annotation, molecular function: hydrolase activity, acting on ester bonds.